AUGGCAGGUGCAAAACCAUUUGUUGACAGUAAGAUAAAACAACGACCUGUUUUAUUGUUUUCUAAGAAGUAUAGCCCGGAAUGUCAAACUGUAAAGGAUAUCAUGGACGGGUACAAGUUAACAAAUCAGACUUACGAAGUGGUGGAAAUUGAGAACCGACAAGAUUGUAACCAAAUUGAAGAUUACUUUCAGAUAAUUUGUCUGACCGACAGACGAGCGGUACCCCAGCUGUUUGUCAGGGGAAAGUACAUUGGCGGUGAGCCAGAGAUCAGGCGACUUCACGAAUCUGGAAAUCUUGGCAAAAUUCUUAUUUCAAUGAAACAAUAGCAUGUUUUUCACUAUUAAAGGACAAUACUUACGGAG
Molecule: messenger RNA, 363 nt
Organism: Ylistrum balloti
Lineage: Eukaryota; Metazoa; Mollusca; Bivalvia; Pectinida; Pectinidae
Exons: 2
Coding region: 1-327 (108 amino acids)
Biological process (GO): cellular response to oxidative stress
Cellular component (GO): cytoplasm
Molecular function (GO): glutathione disulfide oxidoreductase activity
Source: RefSeq, a predicted model, not a curated record